Messenger RNA from Durio zibethinus, 1874 nucleotides. Its product is annotated as F-box protein SKIP31-like. NCBI's taxonomy places the organism in Eukaryota, Viridiplantae, Streptophyta, Magnoliopsida, Malvales, Malvaceae. The record is from RefSeq and is a predicted model, not a curated record. Gene Ontology annotation, cellular component: cytoplasm. Gene Ontology annotation, molecular function: protein binding.
AACAAGCGUGGGCCAUAGGCCGUAGCAACUGAAAGGAAAAAAACGAAUCGAACAAAGCGCUACUGCUGUGUAAUGUAUGUAUAGAAUCGGGUAGGCUCAACCCGGAACCGGCCCAUCCAACACAUGCCUGAUUGCCUGUGAGCGAUGUCCGCUUUUCCUCGCAUCCAUUCAUCACACACUGUUCGGCUUCAUAUAAAUUAAUAAACGAAAUCCAAUUCCACCGGUGGCCGGCGAGUUAUCCAUCCGAUCUGACCAAUGACCUUAUCAGACGACGAAGAUGAGUUCUUGGCAAACUUCCUCGAAUCCGAACUCUCCGAUCAGGAGGAGAGGGAAUCGGAGGAGGCCAAAGCCAAGCGAUUGCGCAUAGAAAAGGUGGACGAGGAAGAGAAACAAAAACGCAAAGGUGAGGGGGCUUCUUGUUCGAAUCCGAAUCCGGGCCAAGUGAAGAACAAUAACAAUAGAAGUUUGCCUCGGAGGAUUGAGAGUGGAACUUUCAGCAAGAUUCCUACUGAGCUGUUUCCUCAAAUCCUUAAAUUUCUCUCAUCCGAGGAUCUUGUUUCGUGCUCGCUGGUGUGCAGUUUCCUGAAUUAUGCGGCAUCUGAUGAGUCCCUAUGGCGUCGCCUGUAUUGCAUGCGGUGGGGUUUAUUGCCGCCAACAAAAAUAAGGGAAUGUGCUUGGAAGAAGCUUUAUAUUCAGCGUGAUGAAGAGGACAUGAUUCAACUUGUUAGGAACUGUCCAUCUGAAUUUAAAGAGUACUACAUUCAAAUGCAAGCAGCUAAAAGAAGCCAAGCACCUCUUCCUUCGCAGGUGAAGGAUGACUCAAUAAUUCUUGACAAGACAGUUUCUGAUCAAGUAUCUAUGUGGAAAAGCAGUAGGGGUCUAACUGAUAAUGUCAUUGCUGACCAUGCUUGUUCUGGAGAAACAUGUUCCUACUACCAAAUUGGGGAUGUGUUUGUUUGUGAGAAGACCGGGCAGGUUCACGUAUGUGAUGAUACUUGUCGAGAAGUCAUUUUGGACCCCAACAAUGAGCUUUUGGUCUGCACAAUUUCUGGCCACUGUUUUGAUAGGUUACUGUCACCAUCCGAAAUGGAAUUGGAUCCUGAACAGCAGCAAGGUGGUGGCACAGAUGAAGCAGAACCGUUCAUGGGAUCUGGCCGUUUUGCACGAGCUUACUUAUUAGGAUACAACUGUGACGAUGAGAAGGAGCUGGAAGCUGCUUUGAGGUUUUGUUGAUCCAAAUCUUUGUGGUAAUUUGUAGAUGACCACAAAUGUGACAAGUAUGACGUACGAGUGUUUAAGCUGCUUUGAAGUUAUCAGUUAUUACUGUUAGAUAACUGAGACAAUUUAGUUUAACAAUUUAGUUUAUCAUAUUACUUUAUUUUAUUAUAAAAAUUCCCCAGUCCGUCACUUGAUCUUUUAUAGCACGCAUGAUCAAAUGAUUUGAAUUGAAGUCAAAUUAUGGCACAUCUGGAAUGGAAUCAUGGAUGACAAGGGCAAGGCAAUUCAUUUUGUCACCUUCUAAAUAUUUAAUAAAAAAUUUUCCCUUGUAAAUGAGGCUCCAAUCCCUGAAAAACUACUUUACCCCGGCAAACAGCUUUAUCACUUAACUAAAAAAUGUAUAAAACAAUGUCGAAAUCCGUUAUUCAUAGAGAAGGAGCUUCAGCCAAUUUACCUGACCUCAUUUAAAGGCUCUACAGAUUUCGAGUAAACAUCUUUUUUUAAUCAGAUGUGAAAGUAAAAAAGCACUAGAUUUCAUAUUGUCUUUGUAAUGUUCCUAUUAAGUAAUUAAGUGAUUAAAAAAAAAAAAAGAGAUUCCAUAAAUGGAUGAAAACUCGGAAAUAAUGGAAGUAGCAGAAGACUUAGAUCCAAAAUCU